Molecule: messenger RNA, 804 nt
Organism: Mytilinidion resinicola
Lineage: Eukaryota; Fungi; Ascomycota; Dothideomycetes; Mytilinidiales; Mytilinidiaceae
Exons: 3
Coding region: 1-804 (267 amino acids)
Source: RefSeq, a predicted model, not a curated record
AUGCCGACUAGAGGCGGCAAGAAGCAGAAUCGCAACAAGAAGAAGGAUGUGGGCCACAAGGGCUCUGGUGGCUGGAAAGAGUGGCCUGCCCACAUGGUCACCGGCUACCUGACCUCUUCCCAAGUCACCGAAGCUUUCCGAUCCGUUCACAAGGCCAACAGUCUCGAUAUGCUAGGCGGGUUCCGUUACGGAAAGAUCGCCAUCUUGAUUCCGUCAGCCCAGAAGACCUGGGUUGAGGGCUGUCGCUUGGAAGACCCGAAGCGAAUGGCCAAAGUUGAGAAGGCAUGGCUUCAGUACAAGAAGGAAAACAAGGGCGAAGAAGACAUCGUUGACCUGAUGAACUACUCGUUGCUCUGGGAGGAUCUUGAGUUGAUACUGGAGAAGGAGAACUGGACCGAAGAGGAGAAGUUCCAGGAUCAGUUGAGAAUUGCGUCGGAGGUGAGGAGGGAUGGCGCGGAGAGCGUCAAGGUUCCCGGAGCCAAGGAAGGCAAGGCAGCUCAGGGUCUGGGAGCGUCGGGUCUAGAAUAUCAGGUGGUCCUGUCCUACUGGAAUGCCGAAGGUCUAAGCGCCUUCAUCACUUUUGCCCGCUUGCAUCACAAAGAUGCGUUCACCAUACGCUACCUCGAGAAGCAUGGACCUGCUGCCAUGCUCAGUGCAGCCGAACAGCAGAAAUGCGUCACCAAGUACUAUGACAGCUUGGCUUCCGACAAGAAGAAGAAGGACCACUUCGAUGCCAAGUUCCUCCUCUUCAGAGAGUCCCUGAAUGAAGGCGAGGUUAUGGACAAGAACGUCUUUGUUGUUUGA